Solanum lycopersicum (tomato) is the source of this 1032-nucleotide messenger RNA. NCBI's taxonomy places the organism in Eukaryota, Viridiplantae, Streptophyta, Magnoliopsida, Solanales, Solanaceae. The record is from RefSeq and is a predicted model, not a curated record.
AUGGCGAAGAAGAUAGAUCAUGAUCAUCCUUUGUUUCUGGGUUCUUCCGAUGUACCAACGGCAGUGCAAAUUGGGAUACAGCUUACUGGAAUGGAGAAUUAUAUAUUAUGGAGUCGGGCGAUGCAAUUGAAUUUGCUCAUGAAGAACAAAUUAGGAUUCAUCGACGGCAGCAUCAAAAGAGAUGGUUUCACGACUGAAAUUAAGAAGAAGCAAUGGGACAGAUUUAAUGCAAUGGUCCUAUCAUGGAUUAUGAGCAAUGUUAGCAAGGAUUUGGUCAGUGGAAUUCUUUUUCGAUCAAAUGCAGCUCAAUUUUGGUUGGAUUUGCAGGAACGAUUUGAUAAAUUGAAAGAUCUUUGGGAUGAAUUCGAUUCAAUAGUUCCUCCUCCAUCAUGCGAAUGUGUUAGAUCGAAGGAUUAUUCUUAUAAUAUGGGUAGGCAAAAGUUAUUGCAAUUUCUUAUGGGUUUGAAUGAAAGCUAUGCACAAGCUAGAAGUCAGAUACUUAUGCUAAAUCCCCAACCCAGUGUCAAUCAAUGUUAUGCCAUGAUUGUACAUGAUGAGAGUCAACGUGCACUAAGUGGUGAAUAUUCCGGUGGAGGCAUCACUGAUCCUACUGUAUUAUUGACAAAUAAAUUAGGUGGUUAUAAAUUUGGAGGAUCAGGUUCUAGAGGAAAAGGAGGUAGAGGUUAUGGAUCUAGUCGUCAACAAAGAGGAGGAAAGAAAAGGGUUAAUAUUGUACAAGCUUCAAGUGGAACACAAGCAGAAGGGUUUUUACAAAUGCAAGGGCAACAGAGAUCUGGAGUUGAAUUAUACAAUCAUCAGCAGCCUCAAUUUGGACCAAGCACAAGUACUUCCCUUUGUAAUAUUGCAGUGAAUAAUCCAGGAAGGGAUCUCUUCACUGGGAAAGUGAAGGAGAUUGGUGAAGAGGAAGAUGGAUUGUACAUGUUGAAUAAUCAAGAUCAAUUUCACAUAGAUCAAGGUCAUUUGUUGCAGCAAGAGGAUAUGAGGAUGAAGUAUUGUGGCAUCAGAGAUUAG